AUGGGGGGGAACGCGUCGGUCCCACAAGUGCGAGCGAAAGAUGUCAAACGUGCAUCGGAUAUCAAGCAUGGCUGGCUGUGCAAGCGCGGUCUUACCAACACUCAACUUCAGCGACGUUGGUGUGCCAUACACGAUCUGAGGCUCUACUACUUUGAGAACCCUCGAAGUGAAGAGCCCAAGGGUGUUGUGAACUUGCGGGGAGCGAUUGUCUCCGAGAGCAAAACCAUCAAGCUUGCAAUAGAAAUACAAACAGGUGCCUUGAUUGCGGACAAAGGGGUUGAAAAGCGUACCUACGUCUUCACAACAGUUGGCUCAGACGAUAAGAAGAUGAAGGGCGGGGAGGGAAUGAGCAAAGACGAGCGGUUGAGACAGCAGCGCAAAUAUGAUAGGGAAAACCUUGAGAAGUGGCUGAAAUGGUUACAAGAAGAGACGGCCAAGACUUUCGCGCCGUCGUAG
This is a messenger RNA of Guillardia theta CCMP2712, 456 nucleotides long. RefSeq lists its product as hypothetical. Lineage: Eukaryota; Cryptophyceae; Pyrenomonadales; Geminigeraceae. The coding region runs from base 1 to 456 and encodes 151 amino acids. The record is from RefSeq and is a predicted model, not a curated record. The transcript has 7 exons.